Messenger RNA from Acipenser ruthenus (sterlet), 2803 nucleotides. RefSeq names its product multiple coagulation factor deficiency protein 2 homolog. Gene Ontology annotation, molecular function: calcium ion binding. NCBI's taxonomy places the organism in Eukaryota, Metazoa, Chordata, Actinopteri, Acipenseriformes, Acipenseridae. The record is from RefSeq and is a predicted model, not a curated record. The transcript is spliced from 4 exons. Bases 41 to 598 code for a protein of 185 amino acids.
GAAUGAAGCUUCGUGUCCCUCGGUUCAAGGGUCACACGUUAUGGUAACCAAGCUAGCUCAGACAAAAAUAAACCUUUUUCAUAACCUGGUGAACCGCUGUUGUGUUGUCAGUUAUAGGAAAAAACUGGAGGUACCUGGGAUCAUGUUGCAGGAGGGUACAGUUCACAGAUGGCGGAUGCUGAAUUUGUUGCUUCUCAUCUCCUGCCUUCUCUCUGCCAGUGGUCAAGACCCUGCUCACCCAGAUGUGGUGAGAGAGGGGCAUCGGCCCAAUAUCAGGCUGGACAGGGAAAUGGUGCAGGACAGAGAUCACAUUAUGGAGCAUUUAGACGGUGUUAUUGACAAGCCUGAGUCGGACAUGUCGCCCCAAGAGCUGCAGCUGCACUACUUUAAAAUGCACGACUACGAUGGCAACGACCUGCUGGACGGCUUGGAGCUGGCCACUGCUAUAACCCAUGUACACAGAGAGGAAGGAGGAGAAAAUAGCCAUCAAAUGAAUGAAGAGGAUCUCAUUAGUUUAAUAGAUGACGUGCUGAGAGAUGAUGACAAGAACAACGAUGGAUAUAUUGAUUAUGCAGAGUUUGCUAAGUCGUUGGCGUGAAAAAAAAUACCUACAAAUAAAAUGGUUUAGCCUUUUACCUAUUUCAAGCAGGAACUACUUCACAGUCACACCAGCAUUCACAUUCUCCAAAUCUCCAAAUCAAUAACACAACCAAAAUAUUUGAAAUUAAAAAAUAUUUUAGUCUGGAGCUGAGCAUUACAGUAUCGUUAUAUAUGUAUACUUGGUUUCACAGACUCCAAUUUGCACUAAUCUUGGACUUCCUAAUGUUACCGUAGGUAAACCAAGAUCUUUGCUAUUCAGGGUCUGUGAAACCAACCUUCAGUAUAUUUAAGGUGAUGACAAAGGCAGUUUUCUAAUAAUAGAGUAUUUGAGAUUCAGAGGCUCCAAUAUACUGUAUUAGUUUAUUCUAAUAAUUGGAGGUUCUUAUGAAUUGAGUGUUGGCACAUACGCUGCUAUGUUAGGGUAGUAGCACAAUAUAUUAAUUAAAAAAAAAACAGCAUAUUCCUCAUCUUGUUUUAGAUUAUAAAUAUGAUGAGAAAGUUGUUAAUCUGUUAAGGAAUUCUCAGACUUCUAGGUCUUAAAUGUCCUGCUGGUCUUUACUCUAAGUUAAGAAUCAUUUUGUCAGAAGGACAAGGCAAAAUCAAGAAAGGGUAGUUUGAUGUUGAUGAAUCUGGGCAGGUUUGUCAAAACCGUUUGGGUGGAAAAUGAGAAUUGAAUCGGUGGUCCUAGUUGAAGUUUUCCUUUGGGGGGUCCCAGGCCCAGGCCCAGUUUAUCACUAGCACACCUAGUAAAUGAAUUCCAUAGUGCAGCAUUAAUCAGAUGACCCGUCUGUCACACUUUCUCUUGUCCUUGAAAUCAAACAGGAGGACGGUGAUUCUGUGGCAUUGGUACACAUGGCUGUGUGUUUGAAUACUGCCCAGGUUUUUAUACGUGUUUGAUAAAGCCAUAUUGACAGUUGAAACCAUUUGUAUACUUAAUUGUAAAAUAGUUAGGUUUUUUUUGUUUUUUUUUGUUUUUGUUUUUAAACAAUACACUGUGUUUGUAAAAAAAUAACAUUAAUAGUAAGCUCUGUCAAGUAUUUUAAAAUAUUCAUUUGGGGGAUUUGAUCCAGAAUGUUAAAUAUACCCUCCAUACUGUGACUUUAUUUUGAUACUGUGACAAAUCUGUACAGUUAGUCAUAUGUUAUAUAAGCAUAAAUAUAACUUGUGUGUGUGUAUAUAUAUAUAUAUAUAUAUAUAUAUAUAUAUAUAUAUAUAUAUAUAUAUAUAUAUAUAACUGUCCCUCUGUUUUUUGCCUUUUAUUAAAUAUUCCUAUUUUAAUAUAUAAACAAACACUUACUUCCUCACUAAGGGUGUUUGGUAAUUUCCACAGUGUUACGGAAAACCUCAGUUCCGUGGUCGAGAGGGAAGCUUAUGUCACAAGUGCCACAUUUUGUCACAAUACAAUGAAAGGUUUCAGUGAUUUAGUUUUAGUUUCUAGCAGAUAAGUUUGGUGAGGGACUGUUGGUGGGAGAAAUAGCCACAUUGCCUGUCCUAAAUACAACACAUUGGGCCCUAUUCCCAAAGCUUCAGCUCAUGAACUAUUUAAAGAAUGUUCUUCCUGUUUUGUUUUGAUAGAUUUAAAAAAAAAAAAAAAACUAUUGUUAUUCACAACAUUGCUGUAUAGUAUAUUAAAGAAACACAGUUGAUGUGAAUGUUCUUCAAAACAGGCUUUAAAAGAAAACAAAGAAGACCAUGUUUAACUUCUGAGUUAAAUCUUUGGAAAUCACUAGGUCUCUGCUGCCUUCCAUUACACAGACUGUUCUGUACAGUUCAUACGAAUAAGAUUCUAACGUGGUGCUUUAUGACACCUGGUGGCACAAUUGGGCAACUGCGCUAUUAUCUUUAACGCAAAUUCAAAAAAAUAAAUGCAUGUGUGCAUCUUUCAAAUUGUAAAGUAUAAAAUACACACCAACAUCGAAAAUAUAUUCAGCAGAAGAAAAGGGAAACAAAUUAUAGUUCUAACUAGUUGUAAUAAGCAGCAACGAAAACGGAUUUUAAAACUUUGAUUAGAGCAAAAUCUACAUCGUCUUCUUCAUCCAUUUAUGGCACUACAUACUUUGGACUGCAGUACAAAUAUCCUAAGUCCGGCCCAGUGGUUUUGACUUUUAAGUGUGAUCCAUCUGUUUUGUAAUAAUGUAAUGCUUUACUUGCUAUGUUCUGGUAUAAUAAUUUAAUCCAGUCUAAUUAAACUAGAAAACAAGUU